Moneuplotes crassus is the source of this 1662-nucleotide messenger RNA. Lineage: Eukaryota; Ciliophora; Spirotrichea; Euplotida; Euplotidae. The record is from the annotation of a GenBank genome assembly.
AUGAAAGAAUAUCCUCCUGAUAAAUUGGAAAAAACUAGAGAAUCUCAGAAUACCCUAUUACUCAAGGAAUUUGAUCACUUAGAUUUAAAUUCAUUGACUGCGUCAGAAAUUCAGAGUAAUAUAGAUGAAAUAUGCAUGGAAGUAGACACUUUGGAGAGCAUACUAUUGUCAGAGAUUAAGGUUCAUGACGAUUUCUAUCCUACUGUGACAGUUCAGACCAACCUGGGGCCUUGAGAUCUCAUAGUUUAUAAAACAAUUACCCUUCAGAUCUUCCCAGAGGAAUCGAUUCCUACAAAGCUCACCAAAAUAAUGUCUGAGGAAUCAGAGUCUGAAGGAACAGAUGAUACAGAAAUUAAGGAAGAGAAGAAGGUGAAGGUGAAGAUCAGCAAUAUCACUAACCUUCCUUCCUUUACAGUAAAGGUGAUGCUCCCUGUUUCGUAUCCUUCUAGAACCCCACCAAUCAUCGAGUUGCCUGCAACAGAUUUGUUUAAGAAGUGGGAAUCAGUAAUUAUGCCUGAAUUCCAGAAAAUAUAUGACUCUGAAGGGUCUACAUGUGUCUAUGAGUGGUACAACUAUCUGCAUUGCGAAUUUGUAGCACACUUUAAGGAAAGAUUUAAUUUAGAUUCAUUAAGUCUGACUGUCACCUCUAAGAAAUCCUACGAAGAACUCCAAAGGAAGAGCAGAGACACACUGCAGUACCAGCUCGGUAGAAGAGCACAUUGUUGUAUGAUCUGCUUUAACCAUUUCUAUGGAAGCUCCCUCUUUGUCAUUGCUAAUUGAGAGCACUUCUUCUGUAAAGCAUGUCUGAAGUUUUACUGCGAGAACCUCAUUAGUCAAGGGAAAGUCAAUGAGAUAAAAUGCCCUGAGCUCAAAUGUGGCAAGACCAUUUCAGAUAGCGACCUCGAGCUUAUAGUCUCUGAUGAAUUUUAUAAGAAAAUAUUCAAGUUUAGAUUUGCUAAUGAAAUCGACCUAGCUGAGGACAAGACCUGGUGCCCUGAAGAAAACUGUGAUGGCGUUGCAAGGAUUGUUGGGGGUAAUUUAUUCGGCGAAUGCGCCAAAUGCUACUUCAGGUUCUGCCUCUCCUGCAAUCACUUCUAUCACUCUGGUAGGAGAUGCCCUGUACUAAGUCUUGGGAGGAACCAGUUUGCCAAGAUGACAAAGAAACAGCAAGAGGAAUUUUUAAAGGAAAAAUUAAAUGAUUUCUAUGUCUUAAAGCACUGUAAGAAUUGUCCAAAUUGCCAUGCCAGAAUCUCAAAGAUCUCUGGAUGUAACAAGAUGGUAUGCAGAGAAUGUGGAAUCUACUUCUGCUGGAAAUGUCUCUCUAUCAUUAAAGGAUAUGACCACUUCAAUUUAAACCCUGACUGUUGGGACUUCACAGAUACCGAUGUCGGAUAUCUAACAAAUAAAGAGGUAGAUGAAGUAAAAGAAACCAUUGAUGAUAGAGAUAUGGAGAACUCAGUUAAAUGUCCACAUUGUGAUAGAGUCGUAGAGAAGACCAAUUCUAGUAACUACUUAAGAUGCUCAGCUUGUUUUACACACCUCUGUUUCUACUGUGGUAAUAUGGCUGAGAAGGACCAUUAUGAGAAAUAUUCUUGCUUUAGCGUGACCAAUCUGGCUAAACACAGAACAGUAAACAUUAUUGCUGAAGAAAUAGGAUGGUAA